Molecule: messenger RNA, 1373 nt
Organism: Penaeus monodon (black tiger shrimp)
Lineage: Eukaryota; Metazoa; Arthropoda; Malacostraca; Decapoda; Penaeidae
Exons: 2
Coding region: 44-949 (301 amino acids)
Source: RefSeq, a predicted model, not a curated record
AUAUAUAAGACCUCCACCUACCCCGUCGCCCAAUGUUUCCUGGAUGACGGCGCUGGUCCUGAUAUACAUCCUUCUGUUCGCUGUACCUGCUGUGCCUCAGGGCAACUACCAGCCCGCAGGUACAGCAUUUGAUAAAGGAGGAUGCGGCCCUGGACAGUUAAGACACGUCAACGGCAGAUGCGUUACUCCACGCGUCAGUCGUCGUGUGUAUUUGUUUGAAAUCCCAGCACCGCCACCCCCCUCCCACAUUCCUCCACCUCAUAUUCCAGAGCCUACCGUAGAAGUCACCGACAUGCUCAUAAAGAUACCAGAAAGAGGACAAGCCCCUCCUCCGAUCAUCGUGCCCCCUCCGAGACAACGAGACGUCCUGUACGUUCUUAACAAGCAGUCACCGCAAGACCAACGGGUGAUCGAAGUCCCAGCUCCUCCCUCUUUCAACCAUGAGGUUUACUUCGUCGACUAUGCUGACGGUGACAACCCAACUUUACCGAGUGGAUUUGAUCUGGCGGAGGCCCUGAGAGUCGCCUCACAGCAACAUGCCGCUCUGGUUGAUGACGGCGUUUCAGCCCUUCAUCGCAACAGCCAGAGUGGAGUCAGUGGCUUACUCGCCGGCGAGGGAACUUUCUCUAACAUUUUCCCUGGCAAGUUCAGUCUCGACUUUGAUGACACGGAUUUUCCCGUUAACGAAAUUCCAAGUAUAUCUAGCCUCGCUGACUUGGAUUCGAGGCUAACGGCCAUUUUGGAUGGUAACGAUGAUAUCAGAUUCGAUCACGACCAAUUUCUUACCGAUGGCGGAAGUCCUGGGAAUAAUGAGAUAUAUGACACCACCUUUGAUAUUGACUUUGAUUUUGAAAAUAAUGAAUUCGCUAUUCAUAGCCCAUCAGAAAUAGCAAGACCACCAGCACCUAUUCCGAUAAGACCACCGGCAAGCAUCGAUUAUCCUGAGUAAUAAUUUUACAUGGUAUUUGAUUCCAAGUUUCUGGUACCAAAUGUUCAAAUUUUUCUUGUCUUCUACACCUGCUCAAAUCCGCACUCACGUACAUACACCCGGUCUCAUGCCAAUACAAGUUCUUGCACUCUGAGCGCUAGUCAGCCCCGCCCUCAUUGGCUCAGUCCCAAACACUCGUAAGUUGUUGCAUAUGCCCUGCUUGCCACAUGGCAUUUCACAAGAACAAGGCGUUAUUUCAAUGUUUGUUAUCAGUCCUUGUGUAGUCUCUUUAUCUGUUAACAGUGUGCUGCAGGCAACACCACUGAACAGGAACUGUACAUAACUGUAUACUAUUUUGUGUAUCAUGUAGCCACCCUUGUGAUAGUACUCUACUGUAGCAGUGCUAAUAACGGUGACGCCUAAAUAACAUGUAGAUUUAUUUUAA